Molecule: messenger RNA, 5312 nt
Organism: Trichomycterus rosablanca
Lineage: Eukaryota; Metazoa; Chordata; Actinopteri; Siluriformes; Trichomycteridae
Gene: tmem245
Product: transmembrane protein 245
Exons: 17
Coding region: 16-2589 (857 amino acids)
Source: RefSeq, a predicted model, not a curated record
GGGAGAGAAGGAGACAUGGCCGAGUCCGAGGCCCCGGAUCUGGAGGGGGAUCCGGCGACUCCCGCCUCCCGUUCCCGGGUCUGGUUUGGGGAGUCGGUCCAGCCCGCGGUCGGGGUUGUUGGACACUUGCUGGGGCAACAGCAGUCACUGAAGUUUGAUAAAAACAUUAAGCAGGCCUUUUACAACACAGGCGCCAUGAUCUUCGUGGCCAUCUGUUGCGGUGCGGCGGUGCUGGUCUACUUCAUCCUGGAGGCGUUUCUGCGGCCGCUGCUCUGGGCUGUGCUGUGCGGGACUUUUCUGCACCCCUUUAAACACUCCUUGGCGCGGGUGGGGCGCUCCUGGCUGAGCGGGCUGCGGGCCAGUGGUACUCCUAUCCUGCUGGGCACCCUGCUCGUACCGGUCAGAUGUGUGAACCACGGGGGGGAGACUCUGGGAGCGCUGCUGAUGGAGCGACUCAAGAUGCUGCUGGUGAUCGGGGCUGGUGCGCCACUUCUCUACUUUCUUUACCUGUUCUGGAGUGUCAUUGGCAUGCAGGAUGUUCUCCAGUACCUUUGUACCCUCAUAGGCCAGGCACUCGACUGCUUUAAUACCCUGUGGGUUGGCACAUUAGUGAUGGGGUAUGUGCUGGCUGUGGCCUUUAAAUGGACCUCUGGCAUGGAGGGCUACCUGCGUGCCAUGUCUGUGCCUGUUUGGACAGUCUUCAUAUUUUACCUGGUGUCGCUGACUGGGUCUUGGCGGGUGCCUGUGUUUGUGUUCGUGGUCAUUCUGCUGAUAUUGGGCUCCCAGGAAAAAACACCCGUACCGGGGAACGGGGAACUUCCAGGUCAGGUCAUUUCUUUUGCUGCUAACACUAUCUACAUGGCCAUCACCCGCAGCAACUCCCGUACAGUGUCUGGAACUAAAGAAGAGAGUGAUGUCAAACCAUCAGUUGAAGAUCAAGUGGACACGACAAAGUUUGCUGAACUUCCCUUCUCUCCGCUGUGCCCGCGUCCUGACUUCCACAGCCUGACACACAAAGAGAAGACCAGCGAUAUCUACUUUGUUCUGCUGGUUUGGGCCAUAGUAUUGAUGCAGAUCUGGCUCAACCUCUGGAUCCUGCAGCUGCUGCCCAUCCCUUUUGCUGUGUGGGUAAUUAAAAGGCUGGUGGUGCAUUUCGGGGUGAAGAAUUUUGCUGAACGGACCCUGGCAGCAUGGUGGGUGGUGCUAGAGAAGUUGAUCAAAGAACGACAGGACGCUCUACUGCCUGGACCAAUCAAAGGACUCGUACAAUUUCUACUGCGGGUCGAUACCAAGAUGAUUGUGUGGUUGGAGAAAUCUCUGGAUAAACUCAUCAGUAUUUUUAUCAUCUUCCUCCUGGUCACCGGAACUUUACUCAUGGCUCUUCUGCUCACAGCUAUGGUACAUCAUGAGAGUGCCCAUAUCAUAGAGGUCACCAGCAACCUGAUCAACGAGACUCUUGCCAACCACCCUGAGUGGGCCAACUGGCUUCCGGAGGCUCGUGUUGUUCAGAAGGCUUUAAACUCCGCUGCCACAAAUGUGUACCAGCACGGGAGAGAAUGGAUAACUCUGAAGCUCCACAAGAUGCUUGGUGAGAAGGUGAACAACACAGCAGUGAUAGAGAAGCAAGUUUUGGAGCUGUGGGACCGACUCUACCACUCAUGGUUUGUCAAGAAUGUUACACUUAGUGGACGCCACCGCGGACAGAAGCAUCACCUGCAAAGACAGUCUAGCUGGCUGGGAGACAUACUGGACUGGCAGGACGUUGUUGCCUUUGUACAGGAAAAUAUUGAAACUCUUCUGUCGAUUCUGGAGUCUUUGUGGAUUGUGAUGAGCCGGAACGUUGGGUUGCUGAUCUCCACAACCACCACACUGUUUACUGUACUGUUUUAUAGCGGCACAGCACUGCUUAACUUCGCCCUCUCACUGGUGAUAUUUCUGACUACACUCUUCUACUUGCUGAGCUCCAGUGGUGAAUACUACAAGCCUGUUAAAUGGGUGAUUAGUCUGACACCACUGUCCCAACCUGGACCUUCAUCCAACAUCAUUGGCCAGUCUGUGGAGGAGGCCAUCAGAGGUGUAUUCGAUGCCUCUCUGAAGAUGGCAGGCUUUUAUGGGCUGUACACCUGGCUCACUCACACCAUCUUCGGCAUCAACAUCGUCUUCAUCCCCUCAGCAAUGGCAGCUAUUCUUGGAGCUGUGCCAUUCCUGGGUACCUACUGGGCGGCGCUGCCUGCUGUGCUGGAUCUGUGGCUGGCUCAGGGUGAAGGCGUCAAAGCCCUGCUGCUGUUGCUUUGCCACUUGCUGCCGACCUACUUUGUGGACACAGCCAUCUAUUCGGACAUCUCAGGGGGUGGUCAUCCUUAUCUGACGGGCCUGGCAGUGGCUGGAGGAGCAUACUAUUUGGGCUUAGAGGGGGCAAUCAUAGGUCCCAUCUUACUUUGCAUUCUGGUGGUAGCUUCCAACAUCUACAGUGCCAUGCUGAUGAGCCCGAGCAGCAGUCAACCAACACCAGUGCAAAGCAACUUCCCUCCACACCCGGGCAGGUCCUUCAUGGAAUCUCCUCAGCUGAUCAAAAGAGGAGCUGAGUGAAACCCGCCAGACUACUGCUUCUACGUCCGCUUAUGCUCUCACUCCCGAGACGAGCCAGCGUGGAGCUUCCAGCAGACAGCGCAGACGUCUCCGUCUCCUGCAGGGCUGAUCAGCUCGAGAUCAGUAUUUUAACACAAAUGAUCGGGAUCAGGGGUAACUUGAAAAUACGAUGCCCUCACAGCUCGGAACAUGGGCUCAGUGAGGGCAGCAUUCAUUGCUAGCACCUAAGGGUGAAGUUCAGUUAUCACGCUGGUGUUUCGUCUAGCGUAGCAGCUACAAAUUCAGCUAGCACUCUAUUGUUGCACACUAGCUGCGUUAGGCUAAUCGGUUCCGCACAGCAUUUCACUGAAAAACUUGGACUAACAUGUUUUUGCUGUUUUGUUCGUCAUUUACAAUUUUGUUGAAAUAUUUAUACUACGUUGAUGCACUGAUUUGGAUGCACUGUACAGCACUGAACAUUGUAGGUGUUGCAAAUAGGUUUCAGUAUCUCACUGAUAAACUUGGGUUUGAAUGCCUGCAGUUAGGUGUUAUCACAUAUCACGCCUUCACUACUUACAGCUGUGUGUGUGUGUGUGUGUUUAAAAACCAGUUUACCCUACACUUUCCAGUAACUACACUCUGUCUGCAAACCUGCGCUAAACGUUAAUGAGUACGGUUAGUUUGAAAAGCCAAUUUUACAGUCAUUGAUUUGUCACUCAAAAAACUCUAAUGCUAUUGCAAUUCAUUACCCAGUUAACUGCCCUGUUACUGUUUUGAACCUGCUGUUCAAACUCACAGUAAACAGUAUGCAGUUUGAUGCACAACCCUUCAAUUUAAAGGUGCCAACAGCGCCUCAGCUCAGCUCUGUUUGCACUUUAGCUAGAUUUUUGUGAAUUAAGUGAGAGAUAGCUAAUAAACUGUCCUGUUAGAAGGAACUAUGUAACAGGCUGGAGGCGACGGCACCUAGAUGUGCUGCAGAGCAUUGUUUUCUCAGCAAAGUUCUUUAUGUUCUUGUUGCAGGAAUCCUCACCUGCUGGUAUCAUGCUUAUACCUUGGCCAGCUACCAAAGAAUGUUUCUCAAAAACCUAAAAUAUUUUUUGUUGAUAUGUAAAUCUUUUAAGGCUUUUCUUUCUAUUUAUUUAUGCAUUUUCUCCCAUUUUUCUCCCGAUUUAGCGUAGUCAAUUUUUCUUCCACUGGUAGGGAGCCCUGAUUGCAUUUGAGGAGGGUAUUGCUGCUUAUGCCUCCUCUGACCCAUGCACAGUCCUUAGAGGACCCUUUUUUUCACCCAUGCAUUCUGCACAGGAGCCUGUAUCUGUUAAUCAGGGUCCUUGCACAGUGUUAGAAGGCCCCACCCACAUAGUCCGGUCAUUCCGCCCUAGCAGGCACGGUAGCCAAUUAGAGUCUGCUGCAGGCACUGUCAAUUAUGACUGCCGACUGGUGGCAACGCCGAGUUUUGAACUGAGGAGUUCUUGGCGCUGGUGUGCUAGUGGAAUAUCCCACUGCGCCACCUGGGCUCCCUUUUAAUGCUUUUUUAAUGCUGAGGUUACUGGGUGUUUCGCCAUUUUCAACAUCCGAUACUCUCACCCAGGUGACCCAGCCGGGGUUGAUCCUACCCCGACUUGUGUCCAAGUAGCCCUUGAUACAAUCAUUUAGAGGCAUUUUCAGCUGCCUCUGUAGCAAUGAUGGCUUUACUUUAUGCUGUGCAUCUGUUAUCAUAAUGUAUUUAUUAUUAUUAAAGUAGUUCCUUACCUUCACUGGCUUUUACAUGCUGGUCGAUUGGUUUACAUACUGUACACACCCUGUAGCCUAUAAAUAAUUAUUUCACUAAUUAAACAAUCAAUUUAAUGGUUAUUUACAAUAAUUGAUAUAAAAAUAUCUAAACAAAUAUAUAUUAUUUUUAUUAUUUUUAUAUUCCUUUAUUAGUAUGAAUAAAUAAUUAUAAUAUUUUAUAUGAUAUUUAGUUGUCAGCCUUCACCUUAUGCACAGCAUCUAUGCUCCAUACAGAGAACUGUAGACUAACAUACCCCCCGGCAACUGUAAUGCCAUCUGGCGUUUUUUUCAACAGCCUGUGGCUGAUUCCUAAAUAAAUCUGUAACACGCACAUGCCUGGCUAAGCGCUUAACAGACACAAUUGGCCGUAUCCAAGUGAGAUAAGGCUGAACAGGGAUGCUGCUGCACAAGUGGCAGAAAAAUAACAUAAGUAGCAUUCCCAGGUUCCCUGUACUGCCAAGGCUCCUUAUAAGAGUUUAAGAUGCAGCCGGCUGCUUUGCAUGCGUUUAGGAGGUGAGUACUAACAGCAGAGCAGUGAAUAUUCCUCAAAAUGUACAUUCAUGUGAUUAAAUGUAUCAUUUCACUGCAAAAGGAAGAUGUCUGACUCAUUCAGCACUGCAACCAAGUUCUUGAAUGUGUAUCAUAUCAAAAAUUGAAUCAGUGCUGUACCUCAUGUCAGCCUUGAAUGUGAAACACUGAUAUAUGUAGCUUUGCCCUCUAGUAGUCCUCAUUUCUGAGGGUUCAUUUGAGCUAAGUGUCCACUUAAUUUCACUCACUCAGGAGGUGAUUGAUGCACUUUGAUGACUGCAACCUGAUUUAUGUCAAUUUCUUGGUUUGUAUUUGUACAAACAUACUGACUGUAAGUAAUCAAUGACUGACUAAUGGGUUUUCAGAUCGAAACUGUAUAGCUAUUAAUAAAUGUGUUUUUUCUACUUCAAUAUAUGACACUAUUAAAAUGUUUGGAAUUAAACUUG